This is a messenger RNA of Brenthis ino (lesser marbled fritillary), 1215 nucleotides long. The record is from the annotation of a GenBank genome assembly. Lineage: Eukaryota; Metazoa; Arthropoda; Insecta; Lepidoptera; Nymphalidae.
AUGGAAUCAAGUCAUAAAUACUUAUCCGAAUUACGAGAUUACAUUGAUAAAAUUGACAAUGAAGUCACGAUGAUAUUACAAAGUUUACAAUGGGAUAGAAAUACUUUGUUACAGGCUAAGGAAACAGUGGUUUGUAAAUAUGAUUCAAACCAUAUUAUCCCUAUUGAAAAAAUACAGAAACAUGAAGAAAAAUGCUCCAUUAAAUCAAAAGGUUAUUCUCAAGAGGACAUCCUUUUACCUGAACCACUUGAUCCAUCUGCUUGUACAUUAGUAAAAUUUACUUCAGACAACAUCAAUGAUAUAAUAGAAAAUGCAGCCAAAUGUGAUCCUUUAUUUAAAAAAGUAAGUACUGAAUCCACUGGCUUAGGAAUUUCUAAUAAAAAAUCUAAUUUAUGCUAUACUAAAGUAUUCUUCAUCAAUAUAUUUGAUAAUUUUAUUAAAAAUACUUUAAAACGUAACAUAUACUCAAAAAAAGGUCACAGAGAUGAAUCUGAGCCCCUGACAUUAGAGCGGUUACAAGCAACAUAUACAGCUGAUGAGAGGAGAGCUAUUCAUGAUGCAGUUGUCAGCACUAUGCCUUCCUUUCAUGAUCUUUCGGAUUUAAUUUUGCCCAGUGAACAAGCAGGUUCAGUAGAUAAACAGAAAUCUCGUCAGCAAGUGCUAGCAGAACUGAGGGACAUGAAGAGGCGUCGUACGCGCUACCGCGUCGCAGUGCCCACCCGCAACUACUCGCAUGUACUUAGACAAGUUAUAUCUACACAGAUGGAGCUAUAUACUGAAUCACAAAUUAAAGUAAAGGAUGAACCGUAUGAAGAAUAUUGUGAUGACAAACAAAGCUCAACUCAAAAGAUGCAACAGGAAAGUUCUAAUAGGGACACAAAUAAAAAGAGAGAACACUACAGAGAAAGAGAAAGUCAUAGUAGAGAAAAUACUAGUAGAAACAGGGAUGGAAGAUAUCAAAGAGAUUACAACAUGAGCGAAAAAUAUAAAAAGUAUGAUGAUGAUUAUGAUAGAAAGAGACAAGACAAGGAAAAACAUUCCUAUCAUAGAAAUAAAAAUGAAAGAGACAGCUAUUCAAGUUCAAGGAAUGGAAAGAGGCAUUGUGAUGCAUAUGAGAGAGAUGGCUAUAGAGAUAGUAGAAAAAACUACGAUAAUAGUUACAGAUAUGAGAAGCAAAGAGAACAUUCCAGAGAGAAGAAGUAUAGAGAGUAUCGU